Nomascus leucogenys (northern white-cheeked gibbon) is the source of this 11379-nucleotide messenger RNA. Its product is annotated as mucin-5AC. Gene Ontology annotation, cellular component: extracellular matrix. Gene Ontology annotation, molecular function: protein binding. The record is from RefSeq and is a predicted model, not a curated record. NCBI's taxonomy places the organism in Eukaryota, Metazoa, Chordata, Mammalia, Primates, Hylobatidae.
AUGAGUGUUGGCUGGAGGAAGCUGGCCCCGCUCUGGGCCCUGGCUCUCGCUCUGGCCGGCACCCGGCACACAGGCCAUGCCCAGGAUGGCUCCUCCGAAUCCAGCUACAAGCACCACGCCGCCCUCUCUCCUAUCGCCCGGGGGCCCGGCGGGGUCCCGCUCCGUGGGGUGACUGUCUUCCCAUCUCUGAGGACCAUCCCUGUGGUACGAGCCUCCAACCCGGAGCACAACAGGCAGGUGUGCAGCACCUGGGGCAACUUCCACUACAAGACCUUCGACGGCGACGUCUUCCGCUUCCCUGGCCUCUGCAACUACGUGUUCUCCGAGCACUACGGCGCCGCCUACGAGGAUUUCAACGUCCAGCUACGCCGCAGCCAGGAGUCAGCGGCCCCCACGCUGAGCAGGAUCCUCAUGAAGGUGGAUGGUGUGGUCAUCCAGCUGACCAAGGGCUCCGUCCUGGUCAACGGCUGCCCGGUCCUGCUGCCCUUCAGCCAGUCUGGAGUCCUCAUUCAGCAGAGCAGUAGCUACACCAAGGUGGAGGCCAGGCUGGGCCUUGUCCUCAUGUGGAACCAUGAUGACAGCCUGCUGCUGGAGCUGGACGCCAAAUACGCCAACAAGACCUGUGGGCUCUGUGGGGACUUCAACAGGAUGCCCGUGGUCAGCGAGCUCCUCUCCCACAACACCAAGCUGACACCCAUGGAGUUCGGGAACCUGCAGAAGAUGGACGACCCCACGGAGCAGUGUCAGGACCCUGUCCCUGAACCCCCGAGGAACUGCUCCACUGGCUUUGGCAUCUGCGAGGAGCUCCUGCACCGCCAGCUGUUCUCUGGCUGCACGGCCCCGGUGGACGUUGGCAGCUACCUGGAGGCCUGCAGGCAAGACCUCUGCUUCUGUGAAGACACCGACCCGCUCAGCUGCGUCUGCCACACCCUCGCCGAGUACUCCCGGCAGUGCGCCCACGCAGGGGGGCUGCCCCAGGACUGGUGGGGCCCUGACCUCUGCCCCCAGAAAUGCCCCAAACACGAGUGCCGCUCCCCCUGCACAGACACCUGCACCAACCAGGAGCACUCCCAGGCCUGCGAGGACCGCUGUGUGGCCGGCUGCUUCUGCCCUGAGGGGAUGGUGCUUGACGACAUCAGCCAGACUGGCUGUGUCCCUGCGUCAAAGUGUGCCUGUGUCUACAGUGGGGCCGCCUAUGCCCCGGGGGCCACCUACUCCACAGACUGUGCCAACUGCACCUGCUCCGGAGGCCGGUGGAGCUGCCAGGAGCUUCCGUGCCCAGGUACCUGCUCUGUGCUUGGAGGUGCCCACUUCUCGACGUUUGACGAGAGGCAAUACACGGUGCACAGGGACUGCAGCUAUGUGCUGACCAAGCCCUGUGACAGCAGUGCCUUCACUGUACUGGCUGAGCUGCACAGAUGUGGGCUGACGGACAGCGAGACCUGCCUGAAGAGCGUGAUACUGAGCCUGGACGGGGCGCAGAAGGUGGUGGUGAUCAAGGCCAGCGGGGAAGUGUUCCCGAACCAGAUCUACACCCAGCUGCCCAUCUCUGCAGGUGAGGUGACCAUCUUCAGACCCUCAACCUUCUUCAUCAUCGCCCAGACCAGCCUGGGCCUGCAGCUGAACCUGCAGCUGGUGCCCACCAUGCAGCUGUUCGUGCGGCUGGCGCCCAAGCUCCGCGGGCAGACCUGCGGUCUCUGUGGGAACUUCAACAGCAUCCAGGCCGAUGACUUCUGGACCCUCAGUGGGGUGGUGGAGGCCAUGGCCGCGGCCUUCUUCAACACCUUCAAGACCCAGGCCGCCUGCCCCAACAUCAGGAACAGCUUCGAGGACCCCUGCUCCCUGAGCGUGGAGAAUGAGAAGUAUGCUCAGCACUGGUGCUCGCAGCUGACCGACGCUGAUGGCCCCUUCAGCCGGUGCCAUGCUGCCGUGAAGCCGGGCACCUACUACUCGAACUGCAUGUUUGACACCUGUAACUGUGAGUGGAGCGAGGACUGCCUGUGCGCUGCACUGUCAUCCUAUGUGCACGCCUGUGCCGCCAAGGGCGUGCAGCUCAGCGGCUGGAGGGACAGCGUCUGCACAAAGCCCAUGACCACUUGCCCCAAGUCGAUGACCUACCACCACCAUGUCAGCACCUGCCAGCCCACCUGCCGCUCCCUGAGCAAGGGGGACAUCACCUGCGGUGUUGGCUUCAUCCUGGAUGGCUGUAUCCCUCCCGAGGGCACCUUGGACGACACGGGCAAGUGUGUGCAGGCCAGCAACUGGCCCUGCUACCACAGGGGCUCCAUGAUCCCCAGUGGGGAGUCGGUGCACGACAGCGGGGCUGUCUGCACCUGCACGCAUGGGAAGCUGAGCUGCAUCAGAGGCCAAGCCCCCACCUCAUUGUGUGCUGCACCCAUGGUGUUCUUCGACUGCCGCAAUGCCACACCUGGGGAUGCAGGGGCCGGCUGUCAGAAGAGCUGCCACACCCUGGACAUGACCUGUUACAGCCCCCAGUGUGUGCCUGGCUGCGUGUGCCCCGACGGGCUGGUGGCGGAUGGCGAGGGCGGCUGCAUCACUGCGGAGGACUGCCUCUGCGUGCACAACGAGGCCAGCUACCAGGCCGGCCAGACCAUCCGGGUGGGCUGCAACACCUGCACCUGUGACAGCAGGAUGUGGCGGUGCACAGAUGACCCCUGCUUGGCCACCUGCACCGUGUCCGGGGAGGGCCACUACCUCACCUUCAACAGGCAGAGCUACAGCUUCAACGGAAACUGCAAGUACACGCUGGUACAGAACCACUGUGGCGGGAAAGACAGCGCCCAGGACUCCUUCCGUGUCGUCACUGAGAAUGUCCCCUGCGGCACCACGGGGACCACCUGCUCCAAGGCCAUCAAGAUCUUCCUGGGGGGUUCCGAGCUGAAGCUGAGCCAUGGGAAGGUGGAGGUGAUCGGGACGGACGAGAGCCAGGAGGUGCCAUACACCAUCGGGCAGAUGGGUAUCUACCUGGUGGUGGACACCGACAUCGGCCUGGUGCUGCUGUGGGACAAGAAGACCAGCAUCUUCAUCAACCCCAGCCCCCGAGGCAGGGUCUGUGGCCUGUGUGGGAACUUCGACGACAUCGCCGUCAAUGACUUUGCCACACGGAGCUGGUCCGUGGUGGGGGACAUGCUGGAGUUCGGGAACAGCUGGAAGCUCUCCCCUUCCUGCCCAGACGCCCUGGAGCCAAAGGACCCCUGCACAGCCAACCCCUUCCGCAAGUCCUGGGCCCAGAAGCAGUGCAGCAUCCUCCACGGCCCCACCUUCGCCGCCUGCCACGCACACGUGGAGUCGGCCAGGUACUAUGAGGCCUGUGUGAACGACGUGUGUGCCUGCGACUCAGGGGGUGACUGCGAGUGUUUCUGCACGGCCGUGGCCACCUAUGCCCAGGCCUGUCAUGAAGUGGGCCUGUGUGUGUCCUGGCGGACCCCGAGCAUCUGCCCUCUGUUCUGCGACUACUACAACCCUGAAGGCCAGUGCGAGUGGCACUACCAGCCCUGUGGGGCACCCUGCCUGCGGACCUGCCAGAACCCCCGCGGAGACUGCCUGCGGGACGUCCGGGGCCUGGAAGGCUGCUACCCCAAGUGCCCACCAGAGGCUCCCAUCUUUGAUGAGGACAAGAUGCAGUGUGUGGCUACCUGCCCGACCCCGCCUCUGCCACCACGGUGCCAUGUCCAUGGGAAGUCCUACCAGCCAGGCACAGUGGUGCCUUCGGACAAGAACUGCCAGUCCUGCCUCUGUACCGAGUGCGGCGUGGAGUGCACCUACAAAGCUGAGGCCUGUGUCUGCACCUACGAUGGACGGCACUUCCACCCAGGGGACGUCAUCUACCACACGACAGACGGCACGGGUGGCUGCAUCUCCGCCCGCUGCGGGGCCAAUGGCACCAUUGAGAGGACGGUCUACCCCUGCAGCCCCACCACCCCCGUCCCCUCAACCACCUUCUCCUUCUCCACACCCCCGCUGGUCAUGAGCUCCAGGCACGCCCCCAGCCCUGGCCCGAGCAGCGCGCACACAGGCCCUCCGAGCAGCGCCUGGCCCACCACAGCAGGCACUUCUCCCAGGACAAGGCCGCCCACAGCCUCCGCCUCGCUGCCGCCGGUCUGUGGGGAAAAGUGCCUUUGGUCGCCAUGGAUGGACCUCAGCCGCCCUGGACGGGGCAAGGACAGCGGUGACUUCAACACACUGGAGAACCUCCACGCCCAUGGGUACCGGGUGUGCGAAUCACCCAGGUCAGUGGAGUGCUGAGCCGAGGAUGCCCCCUGAGUGCUGCUCCGAGUCCUGGGGCAGCGUGUGCAGUGCAGCGCGGACGUGGGGCUGACCUGUUGUAACAGGGAGCAGGCAUCAGGGCUCUGCUACAACUACCAGAUCAGGGUCCUGUGCUGCACGCCCCUAGCCUGCUCCACCUCUAGCAGUCCAGCCCAGACCACUCCUCCAACAACCUCCAAGACCACUGAAACCCGGGCCUCAGCCUCCUCAGCCCCCAGUAGCACACCUGGCCCCGUGGCUGUCUCUACAGCCAGGACAACACCUGCCCCAGGUACCGCUACAUCUGUCAAAAAAACUUUCUCAACUCCCAGCCCUCCGCCAGUGCUGGCAACAUCAACAUCAUCCAUGUCGACCACGGCCCCAGGGACCUCCGUGGUCUCCAGCAAGCCCACCCCCACCGAGCCCAGCACAUCCUCCUGCCUACAGAAGCUUUGCACCUGGACCGAGUGGAUCGAUGGCAGCUACCCUGCUCCUGGAAUAAAUGGUGGAGAUUUUGACACAUUUCAAAAUUUGAGAGACGAAGGAUACACAUUCUGUGAAAGUCCUCGAAGCGUGCAGUGCCGGGCAGAGAGCUUCCCUAACACGCCAUUGGCAGACCUGGGGUAGGACGUCAUCUGCAGCCGCACGGAGGGACUGAUUUGCCUGAACAAGAACCAGCUCCCACCCAUCUGCUAUGACUAUGAGAUCCGCAUCCAGUGUUGUGAGACGGUGAACGUGUGCAGAGACGGCACCAGACCGCCAAAGACCGUCGCAACGACACGGCCGACUCCACACCCAACCGGAGCUCAGACCCUGACCACCUUCACCAGACACAUGCCCUCGGCCUCCACAGAGCAACCCACGGCCACCUCCAGGGGCAGGACCACAGCAACCAGCGUCACACAGGGCACCCACACCAGACCAGUCUCCAGAGACUGUCAUCCCCGGUGCACCUGGACAAAGUGGUUCGACGUGGACUUCCCAUCCCCUGGACCCCACGGUGGAGACAAGGAAACCUACAACAACAUCAUCAGGAGUGGGGAAAAAAUCUGCCACCGACCUGAGGAGAUCACCAGGCUCCAGUGCCGAGUCGAGAGCCACCCGGAGGUGAGCAUCGAAGACCUGGGCCAGGUGGUGUAGUGCAGCCGCAAAGAGGGCCUGGUGUGCCGCAACCAGGACCAGCAGGGACCCUUCAAGAUGUGCCUCAACUAUGAGGUGCACGUGCUCUGCUGCAAGACCCCCAGAGGCUGCCCGGUGACCUCCACACCUGUGACAGCUCCUAGCACCCCAAGUGGGAGAACCACCAGCCCAACUCAGAGCACCUCCUCUUGGCAGAAAUCCAGGACAACCACUUUGGUGACAACCAACACAACCUCCACUCCACAGACCAGUACAACCUAUGCCCAUACAACCAGCACAACCUCUGCUCCUACAGCCAGAACAACCUCUGCCCCAACAACCAGCACAACCUCUGCCCCAACAACCAGCACAAUCUCUGGUCCUGAAACUACUCCCAGCCCUGUUCCUACCACCAGCACAACCUCUGCCCCUACAACCAGCACCAGCUCUGCUCCUACAGGCAGCACAACCUCCGGUCCUGGAACUACUUCCAGCCCUGUUCCCACCACCAGCACAACCUCUGCCCCUGCAAACAGCACCAGCUCUGCUCCUACAAGCAGCACAACCUCCGAUCCUGGAACUACUUCCAGCCCUGUUCCCACCACCAGCACAACCUUUGCUCCUACAACCAGCACAACCUCUGCCCCUACAAGCAGCACAACCUCUGCCACUACAACCAGCAGAAUCUCUGGUCCUGAAACUACUCCCAGCCCUGUUCCUACCACCAGCACAACCUCUGCUGCUACAACAAGCACAAUCUCUGCUCCUACAACGAGCACAACUUCUGGUUCUGGAACUACUCCCAGCUGUUCCACCACCAGCACAAUCUCUGCUCCUACAGCCAGCACAACCUCUGCCCCUACAACCAGCACAACCUCAGCUCCUACAAUCAGCACAACCUCUGCUCCUACAACCAGCACAACCUCUGCUACUACAACCAGCACAACCUCUACCCUACAAGCAGCACAACCUCCACUCACAACCAGCACAACCUCAGCUCCUACAACCAGCACAACUUCUGGUCCUGAACACCCCAAGCUCUGUUCCCCACCAGCACAACCUCUGCCCCUACAACAAGAACACUUCUGCUCCUAAAGCAGCACAACCUCUGCUGCUACAAUCAGCACAAUCUCUGGUCGAACUACUCCAGCCUGUCCUACCACCAGCACAACCUGCCCUACAACCAGCACCAGCUCUGCUCCUACAACCAGCACAACCCCUGGUGCUGGAACUACUCCCAGCCCUGUUCCUACCACCAGCACAACCUCUCCUCCUACAACCAGCACCAGCUCUGCUCCUACAGCAGCACGACCUCCGUCCUGAACUACUAUUAGCCCCGUUCCCACCACCAGCUCACCUCUGCCCUACAACCAGCACACCUCUGCCCCUAUACCCCCUACAACCAGCACAACCUUGUCUCCUAUAACCAGCACAACCUCUGCUACUAUAACCAGCACAACUUCUGCCCCUAUAAGCAGCACAACCUCGGCUCCUACCACCAGCUCAACCUCUGCUCCUACAAGCAGUACAACCUCUGCACCUACAACCAACACAACCUCUGCCCCUACAACAAGCAGGACCUUGGCUCCUACACACAGAACGACCUCUGGUCCUACAACCAGUGCAGCCUCGGCUCUUACAACCAGCACUUCCUCGGCUCCUACAACCAGCACAACCUCUGCCCCUACAAGCAGCACAACCUCGGCUCCAACAACCAGCACAAUCUCUGCUCCAACAACCAGCACAACCUCUGCUCCUACAACCAGCACAAUCUCUGCCCCUACAACCAGCACAAUCUCUUCCCCUACAACCAGCACAACCUCUGCUACUAUAGCCAGCACAACCUCUCCCCCUACAAGCAGUACAACCUCCACUCCACAGACCAGCAAAACCUCAGCUGCUAUAAGCAGCACAGCCUCCAGUUCUGGAACUACUCCCAGCCCUGUUACCACCACCAGCACAGCUUCUGUUUCAAAGACCAGCACAAGCCAUGUUUCUGUAUCCAAGACAACCCACCCUCAACCAGUCACCAGAGACUGUCAUCCCUGGUGCACCUGGACCAAGUGGUUUGACGUGGACUUCCCAUCCCCUGGACCCCAUGGCGGGGACAAGGAAACCUACAACAACAUCAUCAGGAGUGGGGAAAAAAUCUGCCACCGACCUGAGGAGAUCACCAGGCUCCAGUGCCGAGCCGAGAGCCACCCAGAGGUGAGCAUCGAACAACUGGGCCAGGUGGUGCAGUGCAGCCGCAAAGAGGGUCUGGUGUGCCGCAGCCAGGACCAGCAGGGACCCUUCAAGAUGUGCCUCAACUACGAAGUGCACAUACUCUGCUGUGAGACCCCCAAAGGCUGCCCUGUGACCUCCACACCUGUGACAGCUCCUAGCACCCCAAGUGGGAGAGCCACCAGCCCAACUCAGAGCACUUCCUCUUGGCAGAAAUCCAGGACAACCAUUUUGGUGACAACCAGCACAACCUCCACUCCACAGACCAGCACCCUGCCCUACAACCACACGACCUGCCCAACCAGCACAACCUCAGCCCCAACAACCAGCACAACCUCGCCUCCUAUAACCAGCACAACCUCUCCCCCUACAACCAGCACAACCUCUGCCCCUACAACCAGCACAACCUCGGCCCCAACAACCAGCACAACCUUGGCUCCUAUAACCAGCGCCACCUCUGCCCUGACAGGCAGCACAAUCUCUGCCCCUACAACCAGCACAAUUUCUGGUCCUGAAACUACUCCCAGCCCUGUUGCUACGACCAGAACCACCUCUGCUCCUAUCACCAGCACAACCUCUGCCUCUACAACCAGCACAACCUCUGGUCCUGGAACUACUCCAAGCCAUGUUCCCAGCACCAGCACAACCUCUGCUCCUACCACAAGCACAACCUCUGCUGCUACAACCAGCACAACCUCUGCCUCUACAACCAGCACAACCUCUGGUCCUGGAACUACUCCAAGCUGUGUUCCCAGCACCAGCACAACCUCUGCUCCUACCACAAGCACAACUUCUGCUCCUACAACCAGCACAACCUCUAGUCCUGAAACUACUCCAAGCCCUGUUCCCAGCACCAGGACAACCUCUGCUGCUACAACCAGCACAACCUCUGCCCCUACAACCAGCACAACCUCUGGUCCUGGAACUACUCCCAGCCCUGUUCCCCCCACCAGCACAACCUCUGCUUCUACAACCAGCACAACCUCUGCCCCUACAACCAGCACAACCUCUGCUCCUACAACCGGAACAACCUCUGCUCCUACAAGCAGCACAAUCUCCACUCCACAGACCAGCACAACUUCUGCCCCUACAACCAGCACAGCCUCUGGUCCUGGAACUACUCCCAGCCCUGUUCCCUCCACCAGCACAACCUCUGUUUCAAAGACCAGCACAAGCCAUCUUUCUGUAUCCAAGACAACCCACUCUCAACCAGUCACCAGUGACUGUCAUCCCCAGUGCACCUGGACCAAGUGGUUCGAUGUGGACUUCCCAUCCCCUGGACCCCAUGGCGGAGACAAGGAAACCUACAACAACAUCAUCAGGAGUGGGGAAAAAAUCUGCCGCUGACCUGAGGAGAUCACCAGGCUCCAGUGCCGAGCCGAGAGCCAUCUGGAGGUGAACAUCGAACACCUGGGCCAGGUGGUGCAGUGCAGCCACGAAGAGGGCCUGGUGUGCCGGAACCAGGACCAGCAGGGACCCUUCAAGAUGUGCCUCGAUUACGAGGUGCGCAUGCUCUGCUGCAAGACCCCCAGAGGCUGCCCGGUGACCUCUGUGACCCCAUAUGGGACUUCUCCUACCAAUGCCCUGUAUCCUUCCCUGUCUACCUCCGUGGCAUCCACCUCCAUGGCAUCCCGCUCCAUGGCAUCCAGCUCUGUGGCAUCCAGCUCCAUGGCAUCCAGCUCUGUGGCAUCCAGCUCCGUGGCUUACUCCACCCAAACCUGCUUCUGCAACAUAGCCAACCGGCUCUACCCUGCGGGAUCCACCAUAUACCGCCACAGAGACCUCGCCGGCCACUGCUAUUAUGCCCUGUGUAGCCAGGACUGCCAAGUGGUCAGAGGGGUUGACAGUGACUGUCCGUCCACCACACUGCCUCCUGCCCCAGCCACGUCCCCUUCGACAUCCACCUCCGAGCCCGUCACUGAGCUGGGAUGCCCAAAUGCGGUUCCCCCCAGAAAGAAAGGUGAGACCUGGGCCACGCCCAACUGCUCCGAGCCCACCUGUGAGGGCAACAACGUCAUCUCCCUGCGCCCGCGCAGGUGCCCGAGGGUGGAGAAGCCCACCUGUGUCAAUGGCUACCCAGCCGUGAAGGUGGCUGACCAAGAUGGCUGCUGCCAUCACUACCAGUGCCAGUGUGUGUGCAGCGGCUGGGGUGACCCCCACUACAUCACCUUUGACGGCACCUACUACACCUUCCUGGACAACUGCACGUAUGUGCUGGUGCAGCAGAUUGUGCCCGUGUAUGGCCACUUCCGCGUGCUCGUCGACAACUACUUCUGCGGUGUGGAGGACGGGCUCUCCUGCCCGAGGUCCAUCAUCCUGGAGUACCACCAGGACCGCGUGGUGCUGACCCGCAAGCCAGUCCACGGGGUGAUGACCAACGAGAUCAUCUUCAACAAUAAGGUGGUCAGCCCCGGCUUCUGGAAAAACGGCAUCGUGGUCUCGCGCAUCGGCAUCAAGAUGUACGCGACCGUCCCGGAGCUGGGAGUCCAGAUCAUGUUCUCUGGCCUCAUCUUCUCGGUGGAGGUGCCAUUCAGCAAGUUUGCCAACAACACCGAGGGCCAGUGCGGCACUUGCACCAAUGACAGGAAGGAUGCGUGCCGCACGCCUAGGGGGACGGUGGUCGCUUCCUGCUCUGAGAUGUCCAGCCUCUGGAACGUGAGCAUCCCCGACCAGCCAGCCUGCCACGGGCCUCGCCCGACACCCACCACGGUCGGGCCCACCACACCGCCUGCUCCGUGCCUGCCAUCACCCAUCUGCCAGCUGAUUCUGAGCAAGGUCUUUGAGCCGUGCCACGCCGUGGUCCCCCCACUGCCAUUCUAUGAGGGCUGUGUCUUCGACCAGUGCCACAUGACCGACCUGGAUGUGGUGUGCUCCAGCCUGGAGCUGUAUGUGGCGCUCUGCGCGUCCCGAGACAUUUGCAUCGACUGGAGAGGCCAGACCAACCACAUGCGCUCAUUCACCUGCCCAGCCUACAAGGUGUACCAGCCCUGCGACCCGAGCAACCCCUCCUACUGCUAUGGGAAUGACAGCGCCAGCCUCGGGGCUCUGCCGGAGGCCCGCCCCAUCACCGAAGGCUGCAUCUGUCUGGAGGGCAUGAUGCUCUUCAGCACCAAUGCCUAAGUCUGCAUGCCCACGGGCUGCCCCAGGUGUCUGGGGCCCCACGGACAGCCGGUGAAGUCCCCUCCCUUGCAAGUGGGCCACACUGUCAGCAUGGACUGCCAGGAGUGCACGUGUGAGGCGGCCACGUGGACGCUGGCCUGCCGACCCAAGCUCUGCCCGCUGCCCCCUGCCCGCCCCCUGCCCGGCUUCAUGCCUGUGCCUGCAGCCCCACAGGCUGGCCAGUGCUGCCCCCAGUACAGCUGCGCCUGCAACACCAGCCACUGCCCCACGCCCGCGGGCUGUCCUGAGGGCGCCCGCGCAAUCCCGACCUACGAGGCGGGGGCCUGCUGCCCGGUCCAAAACUGCAACCACCCUCAAGGCCCACUGGCCCAGGCAUCCCCGGCCGCCCCUCCCGCCCUGCCGUGCCGCAGCGGAUCUGUGGGCCUGGAUAUGAAAGAGAGCUUUAAGACCCCGGAGACCUCGGAACCUUCAGCUUUGGAAGUGACGUUGAUGAUGCUCGUCGGGGACGUUUACCACGUGGCCCCCGGGAAGCCCACCCGGCACCAGUGGGAGGUGCUAGGCUUCUGCGGCUCCCACCUGGGGCAGGCUGAGGACCCCGGGCAGGUCCGGGACCCCCCGGAGCAGCUGAUUCCUCAAGCCUGCCAGGGUUAA